Molecule: messenger RNA, 840 nt
Organism: Adineta steineri
Lineage: Eukaryota; Metazoa; Rotifera; Eurotatoria; Adinetida; Adinetidae
Source: the annotation of a GenBank genome assembly
AUGCAUUAUGUGACAGCUGAUGAAGUACCAAUGAAUAUGCCACCAAUUUUAGUACCAAAUGGUUCAAGUACACUUAAACCAGCUUAUAAGCAUUUAGUAGAUUUUCAUCCACCAGGCGUUCUUUCCGAUCCUAUUUAUCGACCAUUAUCAAUCACAUUUAUUGAAUAUCAAGAAGGUGAUAAAUUAGGCUUUUUUCUGGCUUGGUUUUCAAUGUUACCAUUUAUAUAUAUUGUAUCUUUAUGUACAUUAAUUCUAUUUCGACGUGAUAUACAAACGAUUAUGUAUUUUGGUGGAUUCUUUGUAUCUGGAAUAAUUAAUCAUUAUCUUAAAAUAGUUUUUAAACAACAACGUCCGGAAAGAACUCGAGAUCGAAUGGAUUUCUAUGAAAUAUACGGUAUGCCAAGUGCUCAUGCUCAAAGUUUUUUUUAUUUUAUGACAUAUUUGGCUAUUUUUGUAAUUCUUAAAUCACAAAUGCCUGGUUCACCAAAUAUUCGUUCCAUACGUCAUCGUUUCUUUGUUAUAGUACAAUUUAUAGCUGCUAUUCUCGUGGCUUAUAGUCGAGUCUAUCUUUAUUAUCAUACAAUUGCACAAGUUGUUGUUGGUGGUGUUCUUGGUACCAUAUUAGGUUGUAUUUGGUAUUAUUUUGUUAAUUAUCAAUUUAUAAAAUAUGUUCCAUUUAUAAUUGAUCGACCAUUAGCAAAAUAUUUACUUAUUCGUGAUUAUUCUCCAAUACCACAUAUUAUUCAUUUUCAAUAUGAAAGUGAAUAUUCCGAAGCAAAACGUUGUCGUGAAAGAUAUGCAAAUUAUAUGAAAGAUCAAACACCAUCGGAUAUACCAUAA